Ostertagia ostertagi is the source of this 366-nucleotide messenger RNA. NCBI's taxonomy places the organism in Eukaryota, Metazoa, Nematoda, Chromadorea, Rhabditida, Trichostrongylidae. The record is from the annotation of a GenBank genome assembly.
GAGCACUUGGGUUUGUUACCGGAUUCACGAAGUCCCUCUCAUUUCAAAUACGAUGUCUGCUUGGACGAUCCUGUGGCGGAGUCCUUCUUUGUCGACGUUUGGCAGAGCACUGCACGGUCAAAUAUGCUCAUUUAUGAAGAAGUAUUCCGGACAUAUCCAACCGACAACGUGGAAACCUUCGAAGAAUUUGAAAAAUGGACGGGGCAAAUGCCUCUUGCAGAGUAUUCACCACAGCAAGCUCAGGAAAAGCUGAGAGACGUGAAUGGUGUCCUGGUGGAAUUCCCUUUGAAUUUCUUAUGCAAAGCGAAUCUUACGCCGGGAAUCACUUCAAAGGAAGGCCUUGUACCAAGUGCUGUAUUCACGUGA